Molecule: messenger RNA, 486 nt
Organism: Fonsecaea multimorphosa CBS 102226
Lineage: Eukaryota; Fungi; Ascomycota; Eurotiomycetes; Chaetothyriales; Herpotrichiellaceae
Exons: 3
Coding region: 1-486 (161 amino acids)
Source: RefSeq, a predicted model, not a curated record
AUGUCCAAACCAGUCGAUCGCGCCGCCACUCAUGGCUGGGGUUCGACGCCCUCUCAGAGACACUUUAUUAGCCAUGCCCAAGCCUUGAAGGUCAUCGAUGCUGGUAUCAAGCGUGCAGAGGCUAUAGGUGUACCGCAAAACAUCGCCGUGCUCGAUCCGUCGUCAUGGCUUGUGGCCUUUGUCCAUAUGGAUAAUUCUUUUCUGGGAAGCAUCGACAUUUCUCAGAAGAAGGCCAAAACCGUGGUCCUCUACAACGGCAUCCCCAACAACGCCUUGCAGAAUCGCAGCGAGCCGGGCGGCGAUCUCUGGGGCAUCCAGGAGACCAACGGUGGCACGGUUGUGUUUGGCGGUGGUCAACCGAUCUUUGACCCGGAUGGGUAUUUCAUUGGCGCCGUGGGAGUCAGCGGAGGCACCGUGGAGCAGGACAUUGAUGUGGCGGUGCAUGCGGUGCAGAGUAUUGGCACGACCACCACCUUGUCGUCGUGA